This is a messenger RNA of Ctenocephalides felis (cat flea), 3615 nucleotides long. Its product is annotated as adenylate cyclase type 8-like. The record is from RefSeq and is a predicted model, not a curated record. Gene Ontology annotation, biological process: intracellular signal transduction; cAMP biosynthetic process; adenylate cyclase-activating G protein-coupled receptor signaling pathway. Gene Ontology annotation, cellular component: plasma membrane. Gene Ontology annotation, molecular function: adenylate cyclase activity. NCBI's taxonomy places the organism in Eukaryota, Metazoa, Arthropoda, Insecta, Siphonaptera, Pulicidae.
AUGGCCCGAUUCGCAAAAUAUUUUGCCAGAUUUGUUGCAAAAGAAAUGAUACGAGACAUAGCCAGAGAAGAAGAAAGAGGCGGCGCAUUUGAACCAUUACAAUUCCACAAGAUUUAUAUUCAUCGAUAUGAAAAUGUAUCAAUAUUUGCCGAUAUCAAAGGAUUUACUGAAUUAGCAAGUAGAUGCAGUCCGCAAGAGCUUGUAAGAAUUCUAAAUGAUUUAUUUGCAAGAUUUGAUAAAUUGGCUACAGAAAAUCAUUGUCUUCGUAUAAAACUACUAGGAGAUUGUUAUUAUUGUGUUUCUGGUCUUCCGACGGCCCGAGGCGAUCACGCUGUAUGCUGCGUCGAAAUGGGUCUUCAUAUGAUUAAAGCCAUCAGGGAUGUCAGGCAUCGAACCCAGGUAGAUCUCAACAUGCGGAUAGGAAUACACAGCGGGUCUGUGUUAUGUGGGGUCCUUGGAUUGCGAAAAUGGCAGUUCGAUGUUUGGUCUUACGACGUAACUCUAGCCAAUCAUAUGGAAAGUGGCGGUGUACCUGGUCGCGUUCACAUAUCAGCAGCAACAUUAGCUUGUCUGAAUGGGGUAUAUGAAGUUGAACCAGGUGAAGGAGAGUCAAGAGAUCCUUAUUUAAGAGAGCAUGGUGUUCAAACAUAUCUAAUUAAGCAAGCUGAACCAUUGAGGCCGCGCAGAAGACUUGUGUCAAGACCUAGGCUAUGGUCAGAAGACGAAAGGCCAUCCGUGUGUGCCAGCAACUCUGAAAUGAUGGAUAAGGUUCCAGAACGCACAAUGCCUAGGAAAACAAGGGCGGCAUCUGCUUCAGUUGAUGAAGAAAUUACAACUGACUGGAUUCCCGAAAUUCCAUUUGAAAACCUAAAUACUUCAGCUACUGGUGAAUUAGAUGAUGACUUUUUAGAUCACAAUGCUUCCUAUAGAGGUAAACCACCACCUUCUACUGAUUCUAGAAAUGUAUCACUCAGCAUGACUGAGCAGGUCGAUGACAUCAUAGAUCAUAGUAUUGAAAUAGAAAGCAAUAAAAGAAUGAGAAAUGAUAAUGUAAAUCCAUGGACAUUGAAUUUCAAAGAUGGUUCUCUGGAAGGAAAAUUCUGCCAAGUACGCGAAGACAUGUUCAAAUCGAACAUGUUAUGUUGUUUCAUAGUUUGGGUCUUCGUCGUGAUGUGCCAAGCGAUAAUUCUUCCAAGCUGUACUGCUUUAGUGAUAAGUCUGACAGCCACUACCUUUUUGUUGACAUGUGCAUCUGUUCUGGUAAUGGCAGAAGAGUUUCACCAACUUCCAAAAAAUUUGCAAAAAACUUCUUCUAUGUUAGUUCAUAACAGAAUGUCGCGAACAACUUUUAUUUGCGUCAUCGUGAUCCUAAUGUCUGCUGCAAGCUCUAUAAGCUUGUUAUUAUGCCAAAUGCCAGUUGUAGACGAGUAUGAUGACGAAUUACAAACUGCUAUUACUGCAACCACCAAAAGCCAUCACGAUUCUUCGGAAAAUACACAAUUAGUUGUAGGUUUGAAUGAGGUUUCAUUAGUACAGCCUCUAUACUUAAUCGCAGUUGGUCCAUUGACACAGAACAAAAAUAUCACUAAACCUCUAAUAAACGAAAUUCAAAAUGAGCUUCCUAUUAUACAAACAGAUACCGUCGUAAAAAAUAAUUCCAAUGUUGUGAAUAUUUUUGUUACUGCAACAAUACAUCAUAAUAUCACUAUAAAUAGUGAUGAUCCCAAAACUGCUAAUUGCACUGAUGAUUGUAUCAAACAAUUGGUAUUAGAUCAAACAUUGAAUUUUACUAAUUCUAAUCUUCUAGAGCAAUCACUAAAUUUAACUAACCCUCCUCAAAUUGAAAAUAAGAGGCGAAAAAGAUUUGAUAUUGAAUUUACUGAUGUUGAAGCUAUUAAGGAGAGUAACAGAAAAUUAGCAAUGCGCCAAGAAGCAGAAAUGGUGCAACAAAAGCAACAAGAAGCGCCGACUAUGGAUGAUGAGGAUGAUGAAGAACCAGAAAUUUUACCAAGAGAAUGCAUUCAUCCAGAAUAUGUGGUAUUUACGUGGGUUUUAUGCUUGGUAGUUUUAGCAACCGCCUUGAAAUUGUAUUAUUUAGUGAAAACUUGUUUGGCAAUUAUAAUGGUAACCGUGUAUACCCUCCUGAUCAUGUUGGCGUACCCCGAUGCAUUUCAUGACCCGGUACUGGAAAGAAAAAUGGGAAUGUCGCUCUCUGCUCAGAUGUUGAUUCUGUUGGCUGUCUUUUUGGUGAUGGUUACUUACCAUGCCCGCCUAGUUGAAGUGACCUCAAGAUUAGACUUCUUGUGGAAGCAGCAAGCAGAACGAGAACUUGCAGAUAUGGUUGACACAAGACAUAAUAAUACACAGCUGCUUAAGAAUAUUUUGCCGGAUCAUGUUGCUCAUCACUUUCUUUCGGAAGAUAGACAGCCUGAUGAACUGUAUUCUCAAUGGCGAGCGGACGUCGGAGUCAUGUUUGCGAGUAUUCCAAAUUUCACUGAGUUUUAUUCUGAGGAUAUUAAUAAAGGAAUGGAAUGUAUACGAUUGCUCAAUGAAAUUAUUGCGGAUUUUGAUGAAUUGUUGGACGAAGCACGAUUCAAACCCAUCGAGAAAAUAAAGACCGUAGGCGCAACCUACAUGGCUGCUUCAGGGUUAAAUCCAACACAGGGUUGUGUCGAUGAACUGGAGCACGUAUGCGCUCUUGUGGACUUUGCGAUCGCCAUGCGCCAUCGUCUGGAUGACGUUAACACCCAUUCAUUCAACCACUUCCGACUCCGGGUUGGUUUGAGUUGUGGCUCUCUGGUCGGUGGUGUCAUUGGUGCCCGCAAACCAGUCUACGACAUUUGGGGCAAUACUGUGAACGAGGCAUCGAGAAUGGAUUCAACGGGAGCAAUGGGUUGCAUCCAAGUACCUCGUUAUACGGCUGAUGUUCUGUCAGCUCGGGGGUACCAAGUUCAAUCUCGGGGUCUCAUCGAAGUAAAAGGUAAAGGAAAAAUGGAAACGUUCUGGGUCCUCGGUCGCAAGAGUACAAGACCGCCUCCAUUCCAAAGACAACCAAGCCAAGUCCAUUCUUUGGCAGCUGUCGUUUAUGGUAUGGUGCAGGCCAGAAGAAAGCAGACCAGCGCUGCAAAUUUGGCAGCAUCUGCUCGGGCUAAGAUUAACAGUGCAAAUGAACAAAAACGAAAAGAUGAAGAAGCAAACAAGCAAGACAAAAAAAGCAACAAAGGCGGUUUCGGAGGCAGAAGGGUCGCCAAUUUUAGUUCGAUGCGAAUUUCACAGCAUACACCUUCGAAUCCUGUACGAAGAAAUACAACUAGAGCACACCAAAGAAAUAAUUAUGCUAGGUCACAGCCAAACGUCCGCAUGGAAUCUCCUGUGCAAGGAAAUGGGAAAUCCAUAACAAGUGAAGGCACAACAGCCGAAAGUGCGGCUGCCGCCCAGUCGCCGUCCUCCGGUAUCAGAGCGCCCGCUUCCGCGCCGCAUACACCAAGCGCCAAUUCGGAUUCGAACCGAUUUCCACGCCUUUUAUCGGAACCAAUCGUCUCCCGCACCAGUAGCGCUGUGAGCAACAUGGGAAGUGAAGUGAUAAAUGCGGUUACUGAAAGUACGAACAUUUAG